CAACGAUCACCUCUACAAGCGAAAGAUGAAAGCGAUUAGUUUGGUAUUCAUCCUCGCCCCCUCGCUGAUAGCGCUCUCCCAUGGAAGCCCAGUUGAUCGGGAGGCGAUCGGAGGUCCGAUGGCGAUGCGGGGAUUCAACAACAGUCUGGGCACCUUCGUGGAGUACAGCGGUCAGGCAUCGCUAGCCUCCAGAGAUUGGAAGUUAUGUGCCAGCUUCAACUUGGAGUCGCUUUAUACGGCAAUACGUGCGUUCAAUGGUGUCUACAAGGCUUUGGUCGAUGUGUGCGAUAUCCAAAGGAAUCUUUGUCCAGAAAUUCUGGACAUUACCAAGUUUGCGGAUAGUAUUCUUCACGAUGGACUAAUUGACUUGGAGAAAGCGUUGGACUUUAGGGCCGGACGACUUUCUUUGGGAGAUGACGACGUGUCCAUCGAGCUUGGGAUGGGAACAUCCUGCAUUGACAGCUCCAUUAAUGUUAUAAAUGUGAUACUUCAAGAACCCUUUCACGAGGCUUAUGAACCUGAAAACCUGAUUAUGAUGAAGCCGUAUCUAUACCUUAUGGGCAGCAGACUAAAAAGUGCCCAGAAUGCCAUAACUGAAGCCAUAAUCUCUGCCCACCACGGAAAGCUUAGUCCUCUUGUCCUUUCAAUGAAACAGCUGCAAGCGAAGAUGCCGCCAAUUCUGGGAGAUCUGGAUGGCCGAUAUACAAUCCGGAAUAUUUACCUUCUCGCCUCCGUAGUUCCUCGGCAGCGGGGCAACCACGUGGAGUUCCAAAUCACAGUGCCCUUGCUCGAUGCGGAGAAGUUUAAUAUCUACCGAUUGACGCCCAUUCCACGGUUAAACAAUGGCGUAAUCCAACUGGUGGACACCGAAACACCUUAUCUGGGCAUCAACGAUCAUAUGGACAGGUAUUUUCCGCUUCAGAGCUUGGACGACUGCAUCAAGUUGGGCGAAGAAAGGUUCAUCUGCAGGCGCAACCGCAUUAUCUACGGGACUGGGGAUGACAGUUUUGCCUGCUCCCUGGCGGCCAUACGGAACCAGUCUUCCGAAGUCUGCACCUUGCGUCAAGUGAAGGAGAAGAGUCUGUGGACAGAGAUGGUGGCACCAAACUCCUGGAUGGUGGCCCUUACCAAUGAGCUAACUUUAAUAGGAGUGUGCUCCGGUGAGAGGCAGGAGCUCCAAUUGAAUGGCAGUGGAAUCCUGAGCAUUCAAAGCGACUGUGCCGUGCGCAGUCCAGCUGUCGCCCUCCGUGGAGAAGUCCGGGAAAGAGUUCCUUCGAAAGCAGGUUACGCAACGCUGCAGAAGGAACCAAAAUCUUCCCAGGAAUCCGUGACCUUGGAAUCAUUUAAUCAACUCCUGGCGAUCGUGGGCAAACUGGAGCUGAAUCAGAAAAAGCUGGAAGCAGUCCGAGAUUACCCAAUGGUAGUCGUAGUAGUAGUAGCUGUGUGCGCAGCCAUAUUGCUGGUCGCCUUACUUGUUUCGGCGACCUGGUUAUAUCGCACCCAUCGGAGCAAACAACUUGCGCAGGCUCAAAAUCUUGUCAACGAAGUCAAUGGUCUCCAGGAUCCACAGAAUCGCACCACAACCUGCAAUCUUCCGCUGCUGGAAAAACAUGAAAUCUAAAAAAAAAAGAAGAUGCGGCUGCGUGGUGCAUCUGUUAAGUUCCGAUGAAAUUUCAAAGAGAGCUAUGAUUUUUUAACAAUUUUUUGUGUCGAUUAUAAUACAGUUUUAUUUGUUUGGUUUGAUUGCAAUAAAUAUUAGUUACUCUC
Drosophila melanogaster (fruit fly) is the source of this 1767-nucleotide messenger RNA. It is a transcript of the gene Iris, whose product is annotated as iris. NCBI's taxonomy places the organism in Eukaryota, Metazoa, Arthropoda, Insecta, Diptera, Drosophilidae. The coding region runs from base 26 to 1621 and encodes 531 amino acids. The transcript has a single exon. The record is from RefSeq and is marked reviewed.